Molecule: messenger RNA, 1211 nt
Organism: Perca fluviatilis (European perch)
Lineage: Eukaryota; Metazoa; Chordata; Actinopteri; Perciformes; Percidae
Gene: cd40
Product: CD40 molecule, TNF receptor superfamily member 5
Exons: 9
Coding region: 83-1084 (333 amino acids)
Biological process (GO): defense response to virus; positive regulation of B cell proliferation; positive regulation of endothelial cell apoptotic process
Cellular component (GO): external side of plasma membrane; CD40 receptor complex
Molecular function (GO): CD154 receptor binding; antigen binding
Source: RefSeq, a predicted model, not a curated record
CGCGCAGCCCCUCCCUUCACGUUAGUAGAAGAGGCAGACGGUCCUACAGAUCACCACAGACACAGACAGACGGAGCAACGACAUGCUGCCAGCACACUUCAGUAAGAUGCAUGCACUGCUGCUGCUGCUGCUCAUGGGCUUUGUGGCCAUGACCGCUGCUCAGCCCCAGUGUGACCCACUAACUGAAUAUGAGUUGAAUGGCCAGUGCUGCAAAAUGUGUGGUCCAGGGACCAGAAUGUCGUCCUCCUCCGGCACUUGUCAGGAUCCUCAGUGCGUAGAAUGUGGCGAUAAUGAAUAUCAGGAGAAAUACACAAAGGAAACCAAGUGUGAACGUCAGCCGUACUGUGACCCAAAUACAAACUUUCAGGCUGUUGUCCAUGAGAGCAAGAAGAAAAAAAGCCUCUGCAUGUGUAAAGAUGGAUUCCACUGCUCCAGUGAAGAAUGCGUAACCUGUGUGGCGCACACAAACUGUGAACCAGGACAUUGGGCUCUACGCGUAGGUACCCAUACGGUGGACACAGUGUGUCAGAAAUGCCCUGAAGGCACAUUUUCCAACGACAGCUCAUGGCACAGUGUCUGCAGGAAAUGGACAGUAUGUGAGAGUGGAUACCAUAUUCAACAAAGAGGAACGGACAAAUCUGACAACAUCUGCGAGGCAACCUCAAGGGGGCACAUAGUCCUGAUCGUUGUUCUGGCUCUUCUGAUUGUGUUUUCAGUAGUAUUUUUGAUUGUGUGGUGUCUAUGCAAAGGUAACCAAGAAGAUGCACGUGGAAAGGUAAAGGUCUGUGUCGGAUCAUGUUUCGGAGAUGGAAGGCAGCCACUGAGAGAAACCAAAGUGCUGAUAACAAACCCGACUGAUGCUACUGAGGAGGAGUCCAUGAAGCUGCCUGAGCUGCAGUCCUCGCAAGAGGAGGGUGGUGCGGGGCCACCGGAGGAAAACGAGGACCAGCCGAGCCAGGAGAUAUCAGCAGGUCUAAUUCUCACUGAGAACGGAAAGGUUGUGACUGAGGAAUAUGGGAAGUCGUCGGUCCUCUCCCGACAGGAAUCCCAACCGCAUACAUUUCCAGACAGCUGCGGUUACUAAUGCCCCUUUCAAACCUAUGUCUUAAAGGUGCCCUGCCACACAUAUUUCAUGACUUUGUGGUAAUGUCUGAAGUUCGACCAUGGACUCUGUAACAUUUUUUUUGGAACAAAUGCCUUAGUUACCUUGU